AUGUUCCCAGAAGUAUUAAACCGAGUGGAGCUGCCCAAAAUAGAAAACAUCCUGGAAAGGGAGUACAGAGACGAUUUGGCGCCGGUUGAGGCGGCCCGCAUUGCUGCCCAGGCACACCGCAUGGUACGGCAGAACGCGCAGGCCAUGAUUCGCCCGGGUGUGACUCUUUUGGAAAUCGCCGAGUUUAUAGAGAACGGCACAAGAACCGUCCUGGGAAAGGGGUACAACAAGGGAAUAGGCUUUCCAACGGGCCUUUCGCUGAACAACUGUGCCGCGCACGACAGCCCAAACCCAAAGUCCAAGCCGGUGGUUCUCACAGAAAACGACGUGCUGAAGGUGGACUUUGGAACGCACGUCAACGGAUACAUCAUAGACUCUGCCUUCACAGUGUGCUUCAACCCGGAGUACAACAACCUCCUGCUGGCAGCAAGAGAGUCUGUGUACGAGUGCCUGAAGCUUGCAGGCCCAGACGCCCUCAUCAAAGAAAUAGGAGAGCGCGCCGAGGAGGUGAUUAGAAGCUACGAGCUCACAAUCGACGGAAAGCCUGUUGCAAUCAGGCCGGUGUCCAACCUGAACGGGCACUCGAUCCAGCAGUACAAAAUCCACGGAGGAAAAUACAUCCCCAUCGUCAAGCAGGCAAAAAACAGCUCGAGAAUGGAGGUGGGCGAGUUCUUUGCGAUUGAGACGUUUGCCACAACAGGCUCUGGAUACGUGACAGAAAAGGGAGACUGCUCGCACUACAUGAUCGACAACCCAAGGGCGCCCUCCAAGCUGGAGGGAGGAACCGCCCUGAUGAAGUACAUCAAGGAAACCUUCAGCACGCUCCCCUUCUGCAAAAGAUACAUCGACCCAGAGGUUAUUAAGGCACCAAACCCGUACAUUUCCUACCUGACAAAAAUCGGCGCAAUUGAGGAUUAUCCUCCCUUGUACGACCAGGCAGGCUCUCUUGUCGCGCAAUUUGAGCACACCCUGCAC
Nematocida major is the source of this 975-nucleotide messenger RNA. RefSeq names its product methionyl aminopeptidase. The transcript has a single exon. The annotation marks the transcript as partial. Lineage: Eukaryota; Fungi; Microsporidia. Gene Ontology annotation, molecular function: metalloaminopeptidase activity. Gene Ontology annotation, biological process: proteolysis. The record is from RefSeq and is a predicted model, not a curated record.